AGGCUCCCCUUCUCUCCCCUCUCCACUCUGCUCUGUACAUCACACUUUGUGAACUACUUGAAGACAUAAAAUUUGCUGUAUUCUGUGAUUUUGCUACUUGCUUCAUAAUUCCUCUCCAUCUUUCCACCUGCGCGUUCAUUCCGAUAUCAUCAUGGCCGAGUCACAGAAGCGUUCCCGCGUCUACUUUGACAUUCAGAUUGGCAAUCAGAAGGCAGGCCGUGUCGCCUUUGAAUUGUUCAAUGACGUCGUGCCGAAGACCGCAGAGAAUUUCCGUGCUCUUUGCACAGGAGAGAAGGGUGUUGGCAAGCAGGGAAAGCCAUUGAGCUACAAAGGCUCGAUCUUCCACCGUGUCAUCAAGCAGUUCAUGAUCCAGGGUGGCGACUUCACCUCUUUCAACGGAACCGGCGGAGAGUCGAUCUAUGGCGAAAAGUUCCCCGACGAGAAUUUCGAGCUGAAGCAUGACCGUCCGUUCCUGCUCUCGAUGGCCAACUCCGGCCCCGGUACCAACGGCAGUCAGUUCUUCGUGACCACCGUUCCGACACCGCAUCUGGAUGGGAAGCACGUCGUAUUUGGCGAGGUCAUAAACGGCAAGAGCGUUGUGCGGAAGAUUGAGAAUAUGCCCACCCAGGCUGACAAGCCGAACACCGACGUGACUGUUGUGGAGUGUGGCGAGCUCACCGGAAAGGAAUAUGACGAGGCCGACAAGAAGGUGGCAGAUUCUACUGGUGAUCCGUUCGAAGAUUUUCCCGAGGAUCACCAGGGUGAGGAUCUCAGUGCUCCGCUGUGCUACAAGAUCGCCUCCGAGCUCAAGGCCUUUGGAAACAGCGCGUUCAAGAGCGGGAACCUCCCAUUGGGCCUGGAGAAGUACCAGAAGGGUCUGCGUUAUUUGAACGAGUUCACAGAGCCGGAUGAGAAGGACCCCAAGGAGUUGGAUGGCCAGAUGAAGGCUCUGCGCUUCACUCUCCACUCCAACUCCUCGUUGCUCGCCAACAAACUCGGCCAGUUCCAGAACGCUCGCACCUGGGCGACCUAUGCGCUGGAAGUCGCCAACGGAGCCAACGCCAAAGAUGCCGACCGGGCCAAGGCCCUCUACCGUCGUGCCGUUGCCUUCGAGAACCUGAAGGAGGAGGACGAGGCGCUCAAGGACCUCGGUGAGGCUUCCAAGCUUGCCCCUGCCGAUGCCGGCAUUAUCAACGAGAUUGCCAAGGUCAAGAAGGCCAUUAAGGACGGCGAAGCCAGGGAAAAGGCUGCUGCCCGCCGCUUCUUCUCCUAAAUUAGCAGUUUGACCGAUUCAGGCUGAGCAUACCAAAUCAUACUC
Messenger RNA from Penicilliopsis zonata CBS 506.65, 1318 nucleotides. RefSeq lists its product as hypothetical. NCBI's taxonomy places the organism in Eukaryota, Fungi, Ascomycota, Eurotiomycetes, Eurotiales, Aspergillaceae. Gene Ontology annotation, cellular component: intracellular membrane-bounded organelle. Gene Ontology annotation, biological process: protein peptidyl-prolyl isomerization; protein folding. The transcript is spliced from 5 exons. The coding region runs from base 152 to 1273 and encodes 373 amino acids. Gene Ontology annotation, molecular function: peptidyl-prolyl cis-trans isomerase activity; protein binding. The record is from RefSeq and is a predicted model, not a curated record.